AUGACCGACUCCGCCGGUGCGAAAAUGAACGCUGCGACCAUCGCCGAGCCCUUCAGCUUGGCCGUGCGCCAGUACAUUGAGCAGGAUAUGGGUGGCGUGGGUCCCAAGCUCGUGGGUUUGCUGGCUCACGGCGACCCGGCCGCCAAGAAGUACGCCGAGUGGACGGGCAAGGCCUGUGCACGCGACGGCAUCCGCUACGAGCUGCGCGAAGUGCCCAAGGACGAGCUGCUGGAGGCUUUGGAGAAGGCCAACAAAGACUCGGAUGUGCACGGUAUUCUCGUGUACUACCCGUGCUUCGGCGCCUUCCCGAGCUUCUUCGGUGGCAACAUGGACGAUUUUUUGCGCGACAGCAUCAGCAUUAAGAAGGACACGCAAAAGUGCGUGCUGCCUUGCACACCUUUGGCAAUUGUCAAGAUUCUCGAACACCUUGGCGUUUAUGACAAGACCAAGCCUACUGGCAACCACUUGUCAGGUGUUAACAUCACGGUUAUUAACCGUAGUGACAUUGUCGGCCGCCCAUUGGCUGCUAUGCUUGCGAAUGACGGCGCUGACGUGUACAGCGCCGACAUUGACUCGCUGUACCUAUUCCGUCGCGGUAAGCUCAUCCCGAGCGAAGAGACGCAGGAGACGGCGUGUAAGAAGUCUCGUGUCAUCAUUACUGGCGUCCCCGUUAAGAGCUACAAGCUGCCGCUUGAGUGGGUGAGCGAGAACACGGUCAUCAUCAACGUCGCGUCCUUCAAGAACGUGGACGAGGCCGAGCUGCUUAAGAUAAAGGGCGUGCAGUACGUGCCACUGGUGGGUAAGGUCACGGUGGCCAUGCUCGAACGCAACCUGCUGCGUCUGUACGAGAACUUCCACUGGAAGCCUAAGAAGGUCUGGCAGUAA
Molecule: messenger RNA, 885 nt
Organism: Phytophthora infestans T30-4
Lineage: Eukaryota; Oomycota; Peronosporomycetes; Peronosporales; Peronosporaceae
Product: methylenetetrahydrofolate dehydrogenase [NAD+], putative
Exons: 2
Coding region: 1-885 (294 amino acids)
Biological process (GO): tetrahydrofolate interconversion; purine nucleobase biosynthetic process
Cellular component (GO): cytosol
Molecular function (GO): methylenetetrahydrofolate dehydrogenase (NAD+) activity; methenyltetrahydrofolate cyclohydrolase activity; methylenetetrahydrofolate dehydrogenase (NADP+) activity
Source: RefSeq, a predicted model, not a curated record